Molecule: messenger RNA, 10795 nt
Organism: Scomber scombrus (Atlantic mackerel)
Lineage: Eukaryota; Metazoa; Chordata; Actinopteri; Scombriformes; Scombridae
Gene: tln2a
Product: talin 2a
Exons: 59
Coding region: 314-7942 (2542 amino acids)
Biological process (GO): cell-cell adhesion
Cellular component (GO): ruffle; focal adhesion; cytoskeleton
Molecular function (GO): structural constituent of cytoskeleton; actin filament binding; integrin binding
Source: RefSeq, a predicted model, not a curated record
CGCUGCUGCUGCUGCUCACACACUGUCCGUCCACUUGGAAAUUUCCCUCAACGCGGAGGAUAUUUUACUGACUGUCGGCAAAUGUGCAUCUUCUCCGGGCUGACUGCUUGAAAUGCCCCAGUAGAGGACCUGAAGCUGUGAAGAUCAGCAGACGUCAAAGGCUGCGUUUUCCUCAGCAAUAAGUACUGCUGCAGGAGGUCUGACAGGCACAGGACAGAAAACAAAUCAGUGUCGUGCUGUGAAUCCAAAUUCUGCCUGUUUUCAUACAAAGUUCAAGGUGUAGCUGCAGCUUCCACACACGCCGCCCGCCAAGAUGGUGGUGUUGUCGCUGAAAAUCUGCGUUCGCCAAUGCAAUGUGGUGAAGACUAUGCAGUUUGAGCCCUGCACAGCCAUCUAUGAUGCCUGUAGGAUUAUCAGAGAGAGGGUUCCUGAGGCCCAAACCGGACAGGCUUCAGACUACGGUCUGUUUUUAUCUGAUGAAGACCCCAGAAAAGGCAUCUGGCUCGAGUCUGGCAGGACUUUGGACUACUACAUGCUCCGCAAUGGGGACAUCCUCGAAUACAAGAAGAAGCAGAGGCCCCAGAAAAUCAAAAUGCUUGAUGGGGCUGUUAAAACCAUCAUGGUGGACGACUCCAAAACAGUGGGAGAGCUACUUGUGACUAUAUGCAGUAGAAUAGGCAUCACCAACUAUGAGGAAUACUCUCUGAUCCAGGAGAUAGUGGAGGACAAGAAAGACGAAGGGAUGGGCACGCUGAGGAAAGACAGGACGCUGCUAGGCGACGAGAGGAAGAUGGAGAAGCUGAAAGCCAAACUACACACAGACGAUGACUUGAACUGGUUGGACCACAGCAGAACCUUCAGAGAGCAGGGCGUGGAUGAGAACGAGACGCUUCUACUCAGACGCAAGUUCUUCUACUCGGACCAGAACGUGGACUCCCGAGACCCGGUCCAACUCAACCUGCUUUACGUACAGGCCCGAGAUGACAUCCUGAACGGUUCUCACCCUGUAUCAUUUGACAAGGCCUGCGAGUUUGGAGGCAUUCAGGCCCAGAUCCAGUUCGGACCUCACAUAGAGCACAAACACAAACCUGGAUUCUUAGACCUGAAGGAGUUUCUGCCCAAAGAAUACAUAAAGCAUCGAGGAGCUGAGAGGAAAGUAUUCCAGGAUCACAAAGACUGUGGAGAGAUGACGGAGAUUGAAGCAAAAGUGAAAUAUGUGAAACUUGCAAGGUCUCUGCGGACAUAUGGAGUAUCUUUCUUCCUGGUCAAAGAAAAGAUGAAGAGUAAGAACAAGCUGGCACCGCGGCUCCUGGGGAUCACCAAAGAAUCUGUGAUGAGAGUGGACGAGAAGACCAAAGACGUGGUUCAGGAGUGGCCACUUACCACUGUGAAGAGGUGGGCAGCUUCACCCAAGAGCUUCACCCUGGACUUUGGGGAGUACCAGGAGAGCUACUACUCGGUUCAGACCACUGAAGGGGAACAGAUCUCCCAGCUCAUUGCUGGUUACAUCGACAUCAUCCUCAAAAAGAAGCAAAGCAAGGAUCGCUUUGGAUUAGAAGGUGAUGAGGAAUCAACCAUGCUUGAGGAAUCUGUAUCACCUAAAAAGUCUACCAUCCUUCAGCAGCAGUUUAACCGCGUGGGUCGGGUGGAGCACGGCUCUGUGGCGCUGCCAGGCGUGAUCCGAUCUGGCUCCAUUGGCACAGAGUCGCUCACCAUGGGCACCAUGCCAUCUGCUCAGCAGCAGAUCACAAUGGGUCAGAUGCACCGUGGACACAUGCCACCACUGAGUUCAGCACAGCAGGCUCUUAUGGGAACCAUUAACACCAGUAUGCAAGCUGUGCAGAAGGCUCAGAUUGACCUGGGCGAGGUUGACAACCUGCCACCACUGGGACAGGACAUGGCAUCCAAGGUGUGGAUCCAGAACAAGAUGGACAAAUCAAAACACGAGAUUCACUCUCAGGUCGAUGCCAUCACCGCAGGAACAGCCUCUGUCGUCAACCUCACAGCUGGCGACCCGACCGACACAGACUACACAGCAGUAGGCUGCGCCAUCACCACCAUCUCCUCCAACCUGACAGAAAUGUCAAAGGGUGUGAAGCUGUUGGCUGCAUUGAUGGAGGAUGAGGUGGGCGGAGGUAACGACCUGAUGAAGGCUGCCCGGACGCUAGCAGGGGCCGUGUCUGACCUACUGAAGGCUGUGGAGCCAGCCUCUGGAGAGCCCAGACAGACUGUGCUGACGGCAGCGGGCAGCAUCGGCCAGGCCAGUGGAGACCUCCUGCGCCAGAUUGGAGAGAGCGAGACAGAUGAGAGGUUCCAGGAUAUCCUGAUGAAUCUGGCCAAAGCGGUGGCCAACGCUGCAGCCAUGUUGGUGCUGAAGGCAAAGAACGUGGCCCAAGUUGCAGAGGACACAGUUCUUCAAAACCGAGUCAUUGCUGCAGCCACCCAGUGUGCCCUGUCCACCUCCCAGCUGGUGGCAUGCGCCAAGGUGGUGAGUCCCACUAUCAGUUCCCCUGUUUGCCAGGAGCAAUUAAUUGAAGCUGGAAAGCUGGUGGAUCGCUCAGUAGAGAGCUGUGUCCAGGCCUGCCUGUCAGCCACAGAGGAUGGUGAGCUCCUAAAACAGGUGAGCGCAGCAGCCAGCGUGGUGAGUCAGGCUCUGGGAGAUCUCCUGCAACACGUCCGGCAGUACACCUCAAGAGGAGAGCCAAUCGGGCGCUACGAUCAGGCCACAGACACCAUUAUGACCGUCACUGAGAGUAUCUUCAGCUCAAUGGGAGACGCAGGAGAGAUGGUCCGUCAGGCUCGGGUGUUGGCUCAGGCCACCUCAGACCUGGUGAACGCCAUGAGGUCUGAUGCUGAAGCUGAGGUGGAUGUUGACAAUUCUAAGAAGCUGUUGGCAGCUGCAAAACUUCUGGCUGACGCAACUGCAAGGAUGGUGGAGGCAGCAAAGGGUGCAGCAGCAUACCCAGAAAACGAGGAUCAGCAGCAGAGACUGAGGGAAGCUGCAGAGGGGCUCCGUGUGGCCACCAACGCUGCUGCUCAGAAUGCAAUAAAGAAGAAGCUGAUCAACAGAUUGGAGAAUGCUGCCAAGCAGGCUGCAGCUGCAGCCACACAGACCAUCGCUGCUGCUCAGAAUGCUGCCGCCUCCAACAAGAACACUGCUGCUCACCAGCAGCUGGUGCAGAGCUGUAAGGCAGUGGCUGACCACAUCCCACAGCUUGUCCAGGGGGUGCGUGGCAGUCAGGCCAAACCAGAAGACCUCUGUGCACAACUAGCCCUUAUCAUCGCCAGCCAGAACUUCCUACAGCCUGGUAGUAAAAUGGUGACCUCGGCCAAGUCGUCUGUUCCCACAGUGACUGAUCAGGCUGCGGCCAUGCAACUGGGUCAGUGUGCCAAGAACCUGGCCACCUGCCUGGCUGAGCUGAGGACGUCUGCACAGAAGGCUCAUGAAGCUUGCGGCCCCAUGGAGAUCGACUCUGCCCUUACUGCCGUCCAGACCUUGAGGAGUGAGCUGCAAGAUGCCAUGCAAGCUGCUGUUAAUGCCCAACUGAAACCACUACCUGGAGAAUCCUUGGAGAAGUGUGCUCAGGAUCUGGGCAGCACCUCCAAGUCAGUAGGAUCCUCUAUGGCUCAGCUGCUCACCUGCGCUGCACAAGGAAAUGAACACUACACAGGAAUAGCAGCCAGGGAGACAGCGCAGGCCCUGAAAACACUGGCCCAGGCAGCCCGCGGCGUGGCUGCCUCCACCACGGACCCCAAGGCGGCUGCCGCCAUGCUGGACUCUGCUCGUGAUGUCAUGGAGGGCUCAGCACUUCUGAUUCAUGAGGCCAAGCAGGCACUGAUUUCCCCGGGAGAUGCUGAGAGUCAGCAGAGACUGGCGCAGGUGGCCAAGGCUGUGUCUCAUUCCCUGAAUAACUGCGUCAACUGUCUGCCUGGCCAGAAGGAUGUGGACAUGGCUCUCAAGAGCAUCGGGGAGGCCAGCAAGAAGCUUCUGAUAGAAACUAUCCCUCUAGCCUCCAAAUCAUUUCAGGAGGCUCAGAGUGAGCUGAACCAAACAGCAGCAGACCUGAACCAGUCAGCAGGCGAUGUGGUCCACGCCUCUAGAGGUUCCAGCAGCCAGCUGGCGGUGGCCUCUGGGAAGUUCAGCCAUGACUUUGAUGAGUUCCUUGAUGCUGGCAUCGAGAUGGCUGGGCACACUCAGAAGAAGGAUGACCAGGUGCAGGUGAUCGGUAACCUGAAGAACAUUUCCAUGGCUUCUAGCAAGCUGCUGCUGGCUGCUAAGAGUCUAUCUGUAGACCCUGCAGCAGCAAAUGCCAAGAACCUGCUAGCAGCUGCUGCACGAGCUGUGACUGACAGUAUCAACCAGUUGAUCACGCUGUGUACACAGCAGGCUCCUGGCCAGAAGGAGUGUGACAACGCCCUGAGAGAGUUGGAGGCUGUCAGAGGAAUGCUAGACAACCCCAACGAGCCAGUCAGUGACCUCUCGUACUUCGACUGCAUCGAGAGUGUGAUGGAGAACUCCAAGGUCCUGGGAGAGUCCAUGGCCGGUAUUUCUCAGAACUGUAAGACGGGAGAUGUGACCGCAUUUGGAGACUGUGUGGGAUCAGCCUCAAAGGCCCUGUGUGGCCUUACUGAAGCUGCUGGACAGUCCUCUUACCUGGUGGGUGUGUCUGAUCCAAACAGUCACGCAGGGCACCAGGGGUUGGUGGAUCCCAUUCAGUUUGCCAAAGCCAACCAGGCAAUCCAGAUGGCCUGCCAGAAUCUUGUUGACCCUGACAGCAGCCCCUCCCAGGUUCUCUCAGCAGCCACAAUUGUUGCUAAGCACACCUCAGCACUGUGCAACGCCUGCCGUUUGGCUUCCUCUAAAACAACCAAUCCAGUUGCCAAGAGGCACUUUGUCCAGUCUGCCAAGGAGGUAGCCAACAGCACUGCCAACCUGGUCAAAACCAUCAAGGCUCUAGAUGGGGAUUUCUCAGAUGAGAACAGGAACAAGUGUCGAGUCGCCACAGCUCCGCUAAUCGAGGCGGUGGAAAAUCUGACAACGUUUGCUUCCAACCCAGAGUUUGCCAGCAUCCCCGCUCAAAUCAGCAACGAAGGCUCUGCAGCACAGGAGCCCAUCCUCCAAUCAGCACGAUCUAUGCUCGACAGCUCGACCCACCUUCUCAAGACCGCACGCUCAUUGGUUAUCAACCCUAAAGACCCACCCACCUGGUCUGUUUUGGCUGGUCACUCUCGCACAGUCUCGGACUCCAUCAAGAGUCUCAUCACAGCCAUCCGGGACAAGGCCCCAGGCCAGCGGGAGUGCGACUCGUCAAUUGAUAACAUCAACAAAUGUAUCCGGGACAUUGAGCAGGCCUCUCUGGCAGCAGUCAGCCAGAACUUACCCAGCAGGGACGACAUCUCACUGGAGGCCCUACAAGAGCAGCUGACGUCCACCGUGCAGGAAAUUGGCCACUUAAUUGACCCUGUUUCUACCGCUGCUAGAGGCGAAGCUUCCCAACUAGGACACAAGGUAACUCAGUUGGCUCGAUACUUUGAACCACUGAUCAAGGCCUCAGUGGGUGUGGCAUCGAAGCUAAAUGACCACCAGCAGCAGAUGACUUUCUUGGACCAGACCAAGACCCUGGCUGAGUCUGCUCUGCAGAUGCUCUACGCUGCCAAGGAGGGUGGAGGAAACCCAAAGGCAUCCCAUACCCAUGAUGCCAUAGCAGAGGCAGCUCAGCUCAUGAAAGAGGCAGUAGAUGACAUUAUGGUGACACUGAAUGAGGCUGCCAGUGAAGUCGGCAUGGUUGGAGGUAUGGUGGACUCUAUCGCAGAUGCCAUGGCCAAGCUGGAUGAGGGUACACCAUCUGAACCUGAGGGAUCAUUUGUGGAUUACCAGACUAGUAUGGUGAAAUACUCCAAGGCUAUUGCUGUCACUGCUCAGGAAAUGAUGACCAAAUCGGUGACAUGUCCAGACGACCUUGGCACCCUGGCCUCUCAGGUGACUGUGGACUACAGCCAACUGGCUGUUGAGGGGCGACUGGCUGCUCACACAGCUGAGCCAGAAGAGAUUGGUUUCCAGAUUAAGAAUCGAGUGCAGGAGCUUGGUCAUGGCUGUAUUUUCCUAGUCCAGAAGGCCGGAGCACUGCAGAUCACUCCUUCUGACAGCAUCACCAAACGAGAGCUCAUCGACUGUGCCCGCGCAGUUACGGAGAAGGUGUCCUUGGUGCUCUCUGCCCUCCAGGCAGGCAACAAGGGCACACAGGCCUGCAUCACAGCGGCCAGCGCUGUGUCCGGCAUUAUCGCAGAUCUGGACACCACCAUCAUGUUUGCCUCUGCCGGCACCCUCAAUGCAGAGAACGAAGAGUCCUUCGCCGACCACAGGGAAAACAUUUUAAAGACAGCCAAAGCUCUGGUUGAAGACACAAAGAUGUUGGUGUCUGGUGCGGCUUCAGGUCAGGACAAGUUGGCUCAGGCUGCACAAUCUUCUGCCAAGACUAUUACACAGCUCACAGAUGUGGUCAAACUGGGAGCUACCAGCAUUGGUUCUGAUGACCCUGAGACACAGGUGGUCCUGAUAAAUGCUGUGAAAGAUGUGGCCAAGGCACUGGCUGAGCUUAUUAGUGCCACCAAGUGUGCCUCUGGCAAGGCAGCAGAUGAUCCAUCUAUGUACCAGCUGAAGAGCGCUGCCAAGGUGAUGGUAACAAAUGUGACCUCCUUGCUGAAGACAGUCAAGGCUGUGGAGGAUGAGGCCACGCGAGGCACCAGAGCACUGGAGGCCACAAUUGAGUGUAUCAAACAGGAAUUGGCGGUGUUUCAAUCCAAGGAUGCUCCCAACCAGACUACCACACCUGAGGAGUUCAUUCGCAUGACUAAAGGCAUCACCAUGGCAACGGCUAAGGCAGUGGCUGCAGGGAACUCUGCCCGGCAGGAGGACAUCAUCCAUACAGCCAACCUCAGCCGCAAAGCUAUUUCAGACAUGCUUACUACCUGCAAGCAAGCAGCCUAUCAUCCAGAGGUCAGUGCUGAGGUGAAGAAGAGAGCGCUGUCAUAUGGAUCAGAGUGCACAACUGGAUACAUUGAUCUACUGGAACAAGUGCUAAUGGUGCUGCAGAAGCCCACUGCAGACCAGAAGCAGCAUCUGGCGGCACGCUCUAAAUGUGUGGCAGGAGCCGUCACAGAGCUAAUCCAGACCGCGGAGGCCAUGAAAGGUUCGGAGUGGGUGGACCCCGAGGACCCGACUGUGAUUGCAGAAACUGAGCUGCUCGGAGCGGCAGCAUCCAUCGAAGCGGCAGCUAAGAAGCUGGAGCAGCUCAAACCUCGAGCCAAGCCCAAGCUAGCAGAUGAGACGUUGAACUUUGAGGAGCAGAUUCUGGAAGCAGCCAAAUCCAUCGCUGCAGCCACUAGCGCUUUGGUCAAAUCGGCUUCAGCUGCCCAGCGAGAGCUGGUGGCUCAGGGCAAAGUGGGCUCCAUCCCAGCCAAUGCUGUGGAUGAUGGACAGUGGUCCCAGGGGCUUAUCUCUGCUGCUCGUAUGGUCGCAGCAGCAACCAGCAACCUGUGCGAGGCAGCCAACGCCUCUGUGCAAGGCCACGCCAGCGAGGAGAAACUCAUCUCCUCAGCAAAACAGGUGGCGGCCUCCACUGCACAGCUGCUGGUGGCCUGUAAGGUGAAAGCUGACCAAGACUCUGAGGCCAUGAGGAGACUGCAGAUUGCCGGGAAUGCAGUUAAGAAGGCAUCAGACAACCUGGUGCGAGCGGCUCAAAAGGCAGCAUUCGACAAAUCAGAUGAAGACAGCGUGGUGGUCAAGACGAAGUUUGUGGGUGGAAUUGCACAGAUCAUUGCAGCCCAGGAGGAGAUGCUAAGGAAGGAGAGAGAGCUGGAAGAAGCCAGGAAGAAACUGGCUCAGAUCAGGCAGCAGCAGUACAAGUUCCUGCCCAGCGAGCUACGAGAAGACAACAACUAACGAAGCAAAGCAGCCCUCUCUGCUGCGUAUGCUUGAACUCAGUGUGAGGAGCACAGCUGUGUUUGUGUGCAGAUUUGCGUCCUUUUUAAUAACGCAUGUGGACAGGUAUGUUGCCUACAGUACAGCAACUUCAGAUAUGUUGUAACUGAUUUUUAACAAACCAGGAAUGCCCAAGUCUGCAGUGAACGCCGUCCACAUCAUAUGGGGAGGACUAAAAGUCAACUGCUGCAAAGGUCGAAAUACUACUGCGUGGAACUGACUACUUCAAGGAAACAACUCAACAUAAACUGCUUUGACUAACCUGAAAGAGAAUGUGACAUGCUUGGGACAAACAGUACAGCUCAUAUGCUCUCAUGUUUGCACAGAAGCUACUCCUUUGUUUUACAAAUUGCAGCUGUAGUUCAUAAACUCUUUAAGAUGAAGAACUGAUUGUAUCGCUGUCCUUGUCACAUAGCAAAAGCAUUUCAGCUCGGUACUCUGAUAUUGUAUGAAUGUGGGCCUGUGAAACGUGUUCACGUCCAGUCCGGCACCUUAAUAUCUGUUUGAAUCGUGUAAAUCACAUGACUGUGGUGUGUCUUGUUGACUGUAAUUCAGUGGUCAUUAACCCUAAUAUGAAAGAUGUUUUGCAUACUGGUGUUUCUUGGACCAUACUGUAAUUUUCAAUAAUGGAAGUUAGUUUUUUUGGAAAUAUCUGAAAUGUAGACAGUAAUAUGAGCAUCAAACUUUCUUAUUUGACUUUUUUAUGCUGUUAUCGACAGGCUCUACAUGCUAAAUCACCAUCGGUUUUUUUAAGAUACAACCAAUUCUUUAUAUUGGUCUAAAAAGCCCUUGAAUAUAGUCAGUCAUUGUGUGCAGCUGCUGAGACCCCUGCAGGAUGCGUUAAUUUACGUUAUCAUGUGAAUGCUUUUCUACACAGGACAACAUAUUACCAUAGAAGGAAUAUUUAUUACUUCAGAGUAUUUUUAGCAGAGAGGGGUCUUUCAGGGGCAGUUAAUUACUGUCACUAGCAGAGGCUGUGGUGCUACAGGUAGCUUCCAGGCUCGAAAACCAAUCCCAAUCCUUAAGGCCUCUUUUUUUUCUUUCUUUUUUUUCUCUGAACAUUUCAGGUAUUGAGACAUGCAUACAAACAGUAUAAACUGAAUUUGACCAUGAUGCAAUUACAUGGAUGGUGCUUUAGGGGGCAGUAUUGGUUUCUCUUAUACCAUGCACAAUCCAAAGUAAGAGUAGGAGAUAUUGUAUAAUUGGGUGCUUGCUUUCAGUAUAAAGUAUAGUUUUGGGUAACCAGGCAGGUUGAAUUUGGCUACAACAACAUGCAAGAUAGGAAUACCUGGAAAUACCUCAGACAUCUUGAAUUCUUUGAUUAUAUGCACUCUGUGUGCUUUGUCUCCAAGCAGAUUUACUUUGGCCCUGCUCUUCAUUAACCUGACCACAUGUUUUCAGCAAUACUCAAUCAUUGCCAACGAUUAAUGUGAGUCAAUUCACCUCCAAUCUGUCCAAUUCAGGAACCAAAAUCAAAAUUCAAAAAUAUUAAAAUAAUAAGUAUAGCAAUAAUCUCAUUCUAAAAAAAUAGAAAAUGACAAACUUGAGGUUUUGCAAUUUGCAGAUCCAUGGUACAUUUGAAAUGAAAUGACUGUGACACUAAUCAUGUCUAUCCUUUUUUGUCGUCCCCCAGUCUUUGAAUUUAAGGGUGCUUCUUCGGUGCGACUUUACUGAAUAUACUACUUGCUGCAAUAGAAGAACCUUUUGUUUACCGAAUUUGAUUGUAGUGCGUUUGGUUCCUUUGUCUUAUUAUACGGGCUGUCUUUCAAUAUUAAACUACAGUAUGUUGUAAGAUUAGGUCCUGCUGUGAAAAUGCAUGGCUUUGCGCUUCAGAUGCAUCUCUGCUCAUACGGCCAUAGAAUGAAACUUUUAAGGAUGCAUUGAGUGAUUGAUUGUGACCUCCACAUACAGUACAGACAGUAUACAGCUGCAAAUAGCUACAGACAGACCGUCACUUUUUAGUCAGGUCUGGAAUUAAGAAGUGUUUUCUGGCAUUGUAUUUUGUGUGAAGGGAGGGGGGGGGGGGGGGGGGUCCACUGCUCAUCAGUCAAGUCUGUAGUGUUAUUAUUAGUGCCUUAGUCCGUAGCCCAUACAGUGUCUGGUCUGCUCAAGUGACAGCUUCACCUCAUCAGUUAAUAGAAGGUAUUGACAAGCAAUUGUUUGGGAAUGGAGGUUCAUGUCUGUGGGUUUUCUAACAUUUGUUAACACACUGUUCCUCCAAGUGCUGAACCAGCUGCAUCCCCUCUACCUUCUCUCUUUAUCUCUCAGCCACAUGUAAGGCCUUUUGGGGAUGACAGAGGAACUGUUCGCCAAUCACAAAAUGUGUUGCUGGUUAGAGUUUGCCAUCAGUAUGUAUGUAUAUAUAUAUAUAUAUAUAUAUAUAUAUAUAUAUAUAUAUAUAUAUAUAUAUAUAUGAAUAUGUUUUGUACUGCAUUCCAUGGGCAUGUACCACAGUGCUUCUAAACUACAACAGACUGGAAAUUUGGGCCUGUCAACUGAUUUAUUGUAUGUUGUGAAGUCACAGAAAUUUUAUGAAUGGGCUUUUUUUUCUCCUCGUGCUCUUAAGCUUCUAUGAAAGAUAAAUGUGAUUUGAACUUUUCGAUAUAUCUGUCACCAUUAAGAUGUUGUGACGCAUUUCAAAGAUGUGGAGUAAGUGAAGUUGUUCCGUAUGUUUUACCCUAAACAGAAAUUAAAAAAUUACUAGAGUUACUACAAUAAAGAUAACAUACAAUAUAAAAGAUAUUUAUCUGGCCUCGAUACAACUAUUUUUUGUAUUCACUGAAAAUAAAGCAUUUCAAUGUAAGUGUUUCUUAA